Messenger RNA from Papaver somniferum (opium poppy), 803 nucleotides. RefSeq lists its product as uncharacterized. Lineage: Eukaryota; Viridiplantae; Streptophyta; Magnoliopsida; Ranunculales; Papaveraceae. The record is from RefSeq and is a predicted model, not a curated record. Bases 130 to 627 code for a protein of 165 amino acids. The transcript has a single exon.
CACCCAACCAUCCACCUCUCCUUUAAUCAUCUCAUUUCUACAUUUCCUCUCUACAAAACACAACCCAAAGCUCAUCUCUCUCGCUUCUCAAACAAUUGAAAUCAACUAAAACAGAAGACAAGUAUCAAAAUGGGUAUCUGCAGUUCAAUGGAAUCCACACAAAUUGCAACAGCGAAAUUGAUAAGUCAAGAUGGGAAACUAGAAGAGUACUCCUACCAAGUGAAAGUAUCAUACGUGUUGCAAAAGCAUCAAAACUGUUUCAUAUGCAAUUCGGACGAAAUGGAAUUUGAUAAUCAAGUAUCAGCCAUGCAUGAAGAUGAAGAACUUCAAUUGGGACAAAUCUAUUUUGCUUUACCAUUGAGUAAACUUAAAUACCCAUUGACAUCUGAAGAAAUGGCUUCAUUAGCUGUUAAAGCUAGUUCUGCUCUAAUGAAAAGCAUUGGUUAUUCUUAUAACAGGAAACAGGUUAAACCAGUUACGUACACAACAAUCAGCGAGAGAAAAUCAGCAUCCAUUAGAACUGCAAAAGAUAACAAUGGUAGUGGAUUAAUAACAGAGCAUAGAAGGAAAAAAAGUGGUGGAAAAGGGCGUGAUUUUACCUCUAAAUUAGGGGCAAUUGCGGAAUAGAAAUCAUCAAAAUCAUUAAGAUUUGUAGAUAUUUCGGAUAUUUUUUUCCACUUUUUGAAAUAGUUAGCUUUUUACAGAUAUUUACAGAUAUUUUUGAAGAUGUCAUGGACUGUCUUCAGAUAUUACAGAGAAUCACAUGUAAUGGAUAUUUAUUAUUCUUUGAUUUGUUGGUUUGA